AUGGCACCUGGCCCCUCGUUAUUAUCACAGCUGUCGCCAUUCGCCAUGGGUUGCUGCCUGUCCAGCACGGCAGUGGAGCCGUCCUCGUCGUCACUCCAUGCCGCCACGUCAGCAUCGCUUCCCCCUCACAAGCACGUCAAGGACCCCAUGCUGACGUCAGCGACCAAG
Molecule: messenger RNA, 168 nt
Organism: Closterium sp. Naga37s-1
Lineage: Eukaryota; Viridiplantae; Streptophyta; Zygnematophyceae; Desmidiales; Closteriaceae
Source: the annotation of a GenBank genome assembly